Molecule: messenger RNA, 405 nt
Organism: Cetraspora pellucida
Lineage: Eukaryota; Fungi; Glomeromycota; Glomeromycetes; Diversisporales; Gigasporaceae
Source: the annotation of a GenBank genome assembly
AUGAUCCAAAAUAUGCAAGUAAGCACUUCUUCGAUUACUUCAGAUAAUCACUCAGACAUUGAUCUGAUCACUGAAGAUGUUGAAUCUACUACAUCAAGAGCACUGAAAAGGCCUCGUAUAAUUACAUCGAGACAUUCUAAUCAGAGUACUAGCUCACCUUCUGUUAUCAAUAACUCCUCUACACCUUUUCUGACUUCGAUAACAACCACUAAUGUUAAUCCUAAGAUGGUUCAAAUCCAAAAAGACAAAAAUAAAUUGUCAAGUUUAGCCUUGAAUUGUCUUGAAAUGAUUGUUGAAGAUGAUGUUAAAGAUAAGAGAGUCUACACUGAAGAUGUUUCAGAAGAGGAUGAUUUAGAAUGCUCGUGUGAACAGAUAUUAAAGAAAACCAAAAAAAAAAGAGGGUAG